AUGCCCCUGACAGUGGAGAGUGUGAGUGCAUCAACGGUUCGGUCAUACAUUUCCUUCAGUGUGGCUGAUUGUAUGCCUCCACUUUCGAAAUUUGAGCUUUUGAGAGUCUUGGACAUGGAAGAUGAUUCUUUGCCUCGUAGGUGCCUUUAUUUGUCUGCUGUAAAUCACUUUUUUCUGCUCAAGUAUGUACGGGUCCAUGGUUUUCUUCUCGAGCUGCCAAAGAAAUUUGGCAAGCUAAAGCAUUUGAUUACUCUAGAUAUGCCCAACUCAUGGUUGUAUGGUUCGAGUGAACAACUAGUGGAUUUUAAUUCCUUGUCAUCUUUGAGGCAUCUCCUUUUACCAGAAGGUGUAGUGUUCAAAAAUGGGCUUAGAAAGUUGUGCAGCCUACAUGAUCUGUCCAAGUUUGAUGUUGGGACUAAUUCCAUAGAGUGCAUCAGAGAUCUCGGUGAGUUGACCAAUCUUAGGAAUCUUAAUGUGAAGUUCGAUUUCUCCACGGCAGAUGGCGUAGAAAAUAAUCAAAACACAACAAUCCUGGCUGCCUCUCUUAACAAGCUUGGGAACAGCAACCUCCGGCGUCUGGAUUUUCAGGUUCGAUCAAGUGAAAGGGCCCCCUCAGCACAAUUCUGGAGUAACUGCUUGACACGUCCACGGCAUCUACAGAAGCUUAGAUUGAAUGGCGUAACAAUGCCCAAGCUACCAAAUUGGAUUGCGCAUGCUGACAGGUUGGCGGAUGUUGAUUUAAGUGUCCAUGAGCUCCGAAGUGACGACGUCCAGGUGCUUGCACAGUUGCCCUGCCUCACCUUCCUCGACUUAUCAGCUAAAACAAUCCCAGAGAACAUCAUUAUCCACCCAAACACAUUCCACAGCCUCAAGCGCUUCAAAUUCUGGAGAAGUCAAGCGCUGUCGUCACGUUUGACUUUUGAGCCAGACGCAAUGCCAUGGCUACAGAUACUGCAGAUACUGAAGAAGGUGCAAUGCAACUGCAACAGGGCAGUCCAGUUGGUGGCAUCGAGCACCUUGCCAGCCUUGAAGGGAUCGGCUUGGUUAUACUUGCCAAAUGCGAUCAGGGGUCCAAAAUAG
Molecule: messenger RNA, 1080 nt
Organism: Miscanthus lutarioriparius
Lineage: Eukaryota; Viridiplantae; Streptophyta; Magnoliopsida; Poales; Poaceae
Source: the annotation of a GenBank genome assembly